Messenger RNA from Oxyura jamaicensis (ruddy duck), 1194 nucleotides. It is a transcript of the gene RHBDD2, whose product is annotated as rhomboid domain containing 2. NCBI's taxonomy places the organism in Eukaryota, Metazoa, Chordata, Aves, Anseriformes, Anatidae. Gene Ontology annotation, cellular component: membrane. Gene Ontology annotation, molecular function: serine-type endopeptidase activity. The annotation marks the transcript as partial. The record is from RefSeq and is a predicted model, not a curated record. The transcript has 4 exons.
AGCCUCGGCGCCUCCGGGCCCGCGCUGCUGCGGGGCGGGGGCGGCCCCGGCGGCCCCUCCGCCGGCUCCCUGCGGGCGGGGGAAGUCCACAGGCUGCUUACCUACGUCUUCAGCUACGACGACCUGAUGGCCCUGUCCUGCGGGGCCGUUCUCGUCUGGUACUUUGCUGGCAGCUUCGAGAAGAACGUGGGCACGGCCAAGCACUGCUUCCUCACCGUCUUGUUCGCCGUCCUCUCCGCCCUCCUGCACCUCCUGCUUGAGGCUGUCGUCUCGAGGGUGGCGGAGGUGGAAGAGCCCAAGGGGUUCACGCCGGUGGCUUUUGCCAUGUUGGGCGUGUCGACCACCCGCUCGCGGAUGAAGAGAACCCCGUUUUUUGGGGUUAGGGUUCCGGUAGUGCUGGUGCCGUGGUUUCUGCUCUGCCUAGCGUGGUUUAUCCCCCGCUCCUCCCUCCUCGGUAACAUCUGUGGGCUUCUGGUUGGGGAAGCCUACGGGCUCGGCUACUGCUUCUGCCUGGAUAUUCCCGAGUCGGUGAGCUCUGCGCUGGAUCGGCUGUUCCCCUUCAGCCUGUUAAAGAGAGUGCCAGGCCUGAAAUACAUCCCGGGGUCCUCGGCAGAGAGGAGAGCCUCCGAGAGCAUCAAGCUCACCCCUCCGCCGGGCGCCUACCCCACGCAAAGCUACUGCGGCUCCUCGCCUCCGGCUCUUCCCGCUUUCCCCCCGCAGCACCCUGCUGCUCAGAGCCAGGGCUUCCAGCACAGCUGCACGCCAGGACACGGCCCUGCGGGGGGACACGAGGGGACUCGACCCGGCUCUGCGGCAGCAUACGGCCUCCCUUCCUCCCCCUCCCAAGCCAGAGGUGCCUUCGGGGACUUUUACACCCAAGCCAACGCCGGAGCCUCGCCGGGACAGUGCUGCCAGCCAGGCAAGUUCCCCGUCCCGCAGCACGUGUGCCCGCCCGGACCGCAGGCACCCCCGGGCCUGGAGCCCCCGGCUGGGGUUCCGCAAGCCCUGGGGCAUCCGGCAGCCACAGCACCGCCCGUCCCGGGUGAAUUUUCCAGGAUCCAGGUGUACUGAUGCUCCCGAAGGCAGCGGGGCUCCUCUGGCACGGGAGGACCGGGCGUGGUGCUCGUGCGGCAGCACGUUGCUGUGGCUGUGUGACCAGCAGAAUGGGUUAUUUUAAUUGUGUUUCCUUCGGAA